GUCGCCAUGGCCGAGCGACUUGCCAGCUAUGGGGUCGUAUUGCUCUUAGUCUGUGUGGUGACUUCAUUCUGCACUGCGCACCAAGUGCUCGAAGAGACGUAUUGUCCCCUCUGCAAUAUGGUGGUCAUUCCCGAACUCAACCAGACGUGGGAGGGCAACCAAGCCAUUUACGGCUGCGAGAUGGCUGGGCACAUGGACCUCCUUCGCACACUCCCCGAGUCUAUCCUGCGGUCACCUGAGGUCGUUGACCCCCAUCACUUGCCCGAACCCUACGCGAGCGCCGGCGUCGCGUGCCCAGUCUGCGGCAGCCCACACGUGCACGUCUCCAUGUCGUGGGGGUACCAAGGCAACCAAAAGCUCUUUGCUUGCUCGGAAGCCCAUGCCAAACUCAUCAAGGCGCAGCCGUCGGCGUACUACACCGUCAAAGCGCCCAGCACGCGUGAGACGCCGCUCUGCGAACACUCGACCGUCAUGUUUGACGGCUUCCAGUCCUUCGUCGGCUCGUCCUGCCCCAAGUUGUUUCUGCCGACAUGGGUUCUCUCGAGCGAGCUCAAGUACGCGCUCGGUUUUGCCCUUGUCGUGUUGAUUGGCAUUCUUGUCGAGUGGCUCGGCGAAUUCCGCGAAGAUGUGGAGAAGCGUAUGCUGCAUCACUAUGCAGCGUACGAGGCCUGCCGUCAAGCCACGCCUAGCCUUCCAACGUCCAAGCGACCAUCGACCCCGCCAGUUCGAUUACCGCUCUGGUGCGAGAUCGUUUUGAGCGUGCUCUACAUGUUAGCGCUGACGCUCGGGUACCUCCUCAUGCUCGUCGCAAUGUUGUACGAGACAGGUCUCUUUGUCGCCGCGAUCCUCGGUCUCGGCGCCGGCUUUUACCUCUUUAAAGACACGGAGCAAGCCGAAAUGUCGGGCAACAUCGACCCGUGCUGCUCGACGUGAAGUCAUUUAGCGACUAAGUUAUAUACACCUACUUGCAC
Molecule: messenger RNA, 971 nt
Organism: Saprolegnia diclina VS20
Lineage: Eukaryota; Oomycota; Saprolegniomycetes; Saprolegniales; Saprolegniaceae
Exons: 5
Coding region: 7-933 (308 amino acids)
Biological process (GO): intracellular copper ion homeostasis; copper ion transmembrane transport
Cellular component (GO): plasma membrane
Molecular function (GO): copper ion transmembrane transporter activity
Source: RefSeq, a predicted model, not a curated record